Messenger RNA from Closterium sp. NIES-65, 6402 nucleotides. NCBI's taxonomy places the organism in Eukaryota, Viridiplantae, Streptophyta, Zygnematophyceae, Desmidiales, Closteriaceae. The record is from the annotation of a GenBank genome assembly.
AUGACUGCUUGGCCGGCGACGCGCGCACUGCGCGCUCAUGCGCCCUCCCCCCGCCCUCCCUCAUGCUUCCUGUGCUCCCUCCGCCCGCCCCUCGCCGCCCCUCGCCUCCCUCCUGUGAGCACAGCAGGCGACACCGCGAGUCGACGUGGCAGGAAGGAGAUUCUGUUGAGACUAAAAGCAUGCGGGGUGCUUGCCCGUGCACACGGCGCAGCUGGAAGCUUCCACGAAGCACGGAUUGGGUGCAGCUGGCGAGGGUCCACGUGGCAGCUGAGGAGUGGGCGAGCAGCAGCGGGCAGGGGAGAUGGUCGUGGGAGAAUGGGUGGUGUGGGGCAGGCGCGAGCAAGCGUGGAUGAGCUAGCGGGCGUGCUUGUGUUGUCAGCCGUGCCCUUCGUGGCCGUCAAGGCGCUGGCCAACAGCGGGCUGGGCGGUCAACUCAGUCAGCGCCUGCAGCAGCGCCUGCCCGAGCUCCGCCGGGCCGCUGACCGGGUGGAGGCGCAACGGGAGGAGGCGCGGGAACAGAGUCCAUGGUACGGCCCUGCACGCCCGCGCUGGCUGGACCCGCUGCCCUUCACCUACCCGGCCUACCUGGACGGCCGAGUGGCGGGCGACUUUGCCUUCGACCCCGCUGGCCUUGCUCGUGACCCCGCUGCCUUCCAACGCUACUACAAGUCAGUUGGGGUACACGGGUGCCACAGCGCAUGCUGGCUCGCCCUCUGCACCAGCCGCAUUGCCCCCUCUGCACCAACCGCAUUGCCCCCUCUGCACCAGCCGCAUUGCCCCCUCUGCACCAGCCGCAUUGCCCCCUCUGCACCAGCCGCAUUGCCCCCUCUGCACCAGCCGCAUUGCCCCCUCUGCACCAGCCGCAUUGCCCCCUCUGCACCAGCCGCAUUGCCCCCUCUGCACCAACCGCAUUGCCCCCUCUGCACCAGCCGCAUUGCCCCCUCUGCACCAGCCGCAUUGCCCCCUCUGCACCAACCGCAUUGCCCCCUCUGCACCAGCCGCAUUGCCCCCUCUGCACCAACCGCAUUGCCCCCUCUGCACCAGCCGCAUUGCCCCCUCUGCACCAGCCGCAUUGCCCCCUCUGCACCAGCCGCAUUGCCCCCUCUGCACCAGCCGCAUUGCCCCCUCUGCACCAGCCGCAUUGCCCCCUCUGCACCAGCCGCAUUGCCCCCUCUGCACCAGCCGCAUUGCCCCCUCUGCACCAGCCGCAUUGCCCCCUCUGCACCAGCCGCAUUGCCCCCUCUGCACCAGCCGCAUUGCCCCCUCUGCACCAGCCGCAUUGCCCCCUCUGCACCAACCGCAUUGCCCCCUCUGCACCAGCCGCAUUGCCCCCUCUGCACCAACCGCAUUGCCCCCUCUGCACCAGCCGCAUUGCCCCCUCUGCACCAGCCGCAUUGCCCCCUCUGCACCAGCCGCAUUGCCCCCUCUGCACCAGCCGCAUUGCCCCCUCUGCACCAGCCGCAUUGCCCCCUCUGCACCAAGCCGCAUUGCCCCCUCUGCACCAGCCGCAUUGCCCCCUCUGCACCAGCCGCAUUGCCCCCUCUGCACCAACCGCAUUGCCCCCUCUGCACCAGCCGCAUUGCCCCCUCUGCACCAACCGCAUUGCCCCCUCUGCACCAGCCGCAUUGCCCCCUCUGCACCAACCGCAUUGCCCCCUCUGCACCAACCGCAUUGCCCCCUCUGCACCAGCCGCAUUGCCCCCUCUGCACCAACCGCAUUGCCCCCUCUGCACCAGCCGCAUUGCCCCCUCUGCACCAGCCGCAUUGCCCCCUCUGCACCAGCCGCAUUGCCCCCUCUGCACCAGCCGCAUUGCCCCCUCUGCACCAGCCGCAUUGCCCCCUCUGCACCAGCCGCAUUGCCCCCUCUGCACCAACCGCAUUGCCCCCUCUGCACCAGCCGCAUUGCCCCCUCUGCACCAGCCGCAUUGCCCCCUCUGCACCAACCGCAUUGCCCCCUCUGCACCAGCCGCAUUGCCCCCUCUGCACCAACCGCAUUGCCCCCUCUGCACCAGCCGCAUUGCCCCCUCUGCACCAGCCGCAUUGCCCCCUCUGCACCAGCCGCAUUGCCCCCUCUGCACCAGCCGCAUUGCCCCCUCUGCACCAGCCGCAUUGCCCCCUCUGCACCAGCCGCAUUGCCCCCUCUGCACCAACCGCAUUGCCCCCUCUGCACCAGCCGCAUUGCCCCCUCUGCACCAGCCGCAUUGCCCCCUCUGCACCAACCGCAUUGCCCCCUCUGCACCAGCCGCAUUGCCCCCUCUGCACCAACCGCAUUGCCCCCUCUGCACCAGCCGCAUUGCCCCCUCUGCACCAACCGCAUUGCCCCCUCUGCACCAACCGCAUUGCCCCCUCUGCACCAGCCGCAUUGCCCCCUCUGCACCAACCGCAUUGCCCCCUCUGCACCAACCGCAUUGCCCCCUCUGCACCAGCCGCAUUGCCCCCUCUGCACCAACCGCAUUGCCCCCUCUGCACCAACCGCAUUGCCCCCUCUGCACCAGCCGCAUUGCCCCCUCUGCACCAGCCGCAUUGCCCCCUCUGCACCAGCCGCAUUGCCCCCUCUGCACCAGCCGCAUUGCCCCCUCUACUUGGCUCGCCUGUGCCACUCCUCCCUCCGCCCACCUCCUCAUCCUUGUCCACGCACAGUGGCGCCUGCUCAUCCUUGUCCACGCACAGUGGCGCCUGCUCAUCCUUGUCCACGCACAGUGGCGCCUGCUCAUCCUUGUCCACGCACAGUGGCGCCUGCUGGGGGGGAAGACCAUGCAGCAAGGCUAUCUCUGCUCCUCCCUGGCUUUCCCCCCCUUCUCUCUCCAGCCUCCCCCACGCCGUCACCUGCCCCAUCCGCCCCGCGCCCGCCAGCCUUGAGAUCCUGGCUGGCGGCCUGAGAGUGGCGCUGGGCCAUGCUGGGAGUGCUGCUGCCAGACGUGCUGCAGCACUACAGCGACGCCACCUUCCUGGAGGGCGUGUGCUGGUGCGUGGGGGCCGCAGGCGCACCCUCCUUGUGUUCCUGGAGAUCCUGCAUGCGCGGUGGGCCAUGCUGGGCGCGCUGGGAGUGGUGGUGCCGGAGGCGCUGCAGCGCUACAGCGACACGGCCUUCUUGGAGGCGGUGUGGUGGCGCGUGGGCGGCGCCAAGCUGGCGGGCGACGACCUGGACUACCUGGGCGUGCCGGGGCUGCACAUUGCAGGCGGGCAGGGCGUGGUCGUGAUUGCCAUCGCGCAGUUCCUGCUCAUGGUCAGUCAGUGCCCGGCUUCCGUACAGCAGGGGCCCUCCCACAGGCAGAGCGUGGGAGUGUUACAGCCUGUGCCCCACCUACACGUGCACGGCAGCGGCUUGGAGCACCUGGUCUGUUUCUGCCCCACUGUGAGAGCUGCAGGCGACGGCUUGGACCACCUGGGCGUGGCGGGGCUGCAUGUGGCAGGCAGGGGGACAGGGAGUUGUGAUCAUCGCUGUGGCGCUGUUUCUUCUUCUGCUCAGUGCCCCCACCGCACGUGGCCUCCCUGCACGCAGUGCGACCGGCCACCGGCGCCACUGAAGCUGCGAGCUGCACACCCAUGGCGCAACCACUUGAAGGAACGCUCCCACACGCUCACCGGCUUUCAUGCCACCUCGUUCGAUGUCGUUGUCCCUUUCCCCAUCGCUGCUCUCCUCUCCGUCCCAUGGUGGCCUACAAUUUCCCCCCCUCUUCCCGCCACCUGGGUGAACCAGGCAUGCGCGCAUCAGGGCGCCCUGAUUCUUCUCCCUGAGACCACCUCCCUCUCCUCUCUCCCGCCUCUCCCCUGCUCGCGCGACCCCCUCGUCCACAGAGGUCCAGAGUAUGCGCAACACCUAGGACCAGAGUAUGCGCGUUACACAGGCAUAGCAGCGUUGGAGCCGCUGGGGGUGUUUCUGCCGGGCGACAUCAACCACCCGGGCGGGUGGCUGUUCGACCCGCUGGGGCUCGCCAACGAUGCAGAGCGGUUUGAAGACUUGAAGGUGGGGUGCUGUGUGCAUGGGUGUGCUGUGUGCAUGGGUGCUGUGUGCAUGGGUGCUGUGUGCAUGGGUGGUGUGUGCAUGGGUGUGCUGUGCGCAUGGGUGCUGUGUGCAUGGGUGCUGUGUGCAUGGGUGCUGUGUGCAUGGGUGCUGUGUGCAUGGGUGCCGUGUGCAUGGGUGGUGUGUGCAUGGGUGGUGUGUGCAUGGGUGGUGUGUGCAUGGGUGUGCUGUGCGCAUGGGUGUGCUGUGCGCAUGGGUGCUGUGCGCAUGGGUGCUGUGUGCAUGGGUGCUGUGUGCAUGGGUGUGCUGUGUGCAUGGGUGCUGUGUGCAUGGGUGUGCUGUGCGCAUGGGUGUGCUGUGCGCAUGGGUGCUGUGCGCAUGGGUGCUGUGCGCAUGGGUGCUGUGUGCAUGGGUGUUGUGUGCAUGGGUGUGCUGUGUGCAUGGGUGCUGUGUGCAUGGGUGCUAUCCACUUCUCUCGACACUCAGCCUUCUGGUCCGUCUACUCAGCCUACUGAUCCUUCGGCCUCGAGUUCGGAGGCGCAAUGGCAGGAGGAGGAUAGAACUCAUGUCGUUUUCAAGCAUUUCAAGGUUCCCAUCCGUCCCGGCACACUCGCUGCUGUCCGCGUUUGCAAGUAUUGCAAGUAUUGCACCAUCGAGUUCAAAGGUGGUGCGUUUCGAUGCGCUCAGCAUCUCGCGAAAUGGAAGGGACAGAGAUCUCGCGACGUCCGCCUGUGCGCUAAGGUUCCGCCCGACGUGCGAGCGGCGGUGCAUUACGAGAAGAAGGCAGCCAACCGCGACGAAAAAAGGCGGGCCGAGGAUGCUGCGCUCGAUGCUGUCGUGGGAGGUGCGAAGAAAGGCCGCAUCACCGAUUUCAUUGGCGACGACGCGCAAUGCAAGAAGGGCGAGGCGGACAACUUCGUCUGUAGUUCUUCGCCAGCUGUCGCAUUCCCGAACACCACGCCGACAACCCGUUGUGGCGCAACAUGCCCUUUGCAUGGACGGGGGCUCCAACUACGGGGCCGCCUGCAGGAGCUGAUGGCGGAUUGGCCGCACAUUGAGUACGUGCCGUGCGCUACGCACGUGCUUGACCUCUUGAUGGAGGACGUGGGCAAAAUCACAUGGUGCAAGGACAUUGUGGAUCGGUGCGGGGGCAUGAUCACCUACGUCCGGAACCACCAUUUCACCCACAAUUACCUGAGGAGUAAGGCGGUGAAGGGAGGAAAAGGGAAGCAGCUUGUGAAGCCGGCGGGGACCAGGUUCGGCACCAACUACAUCGCCCUCUCAAGGCUCGUCCAGUUGCGGUCCACACUGUCGCAGUUGGUGCUGAGCGAGGAGUUUGCCAACUGGUCGGCGGGGGCUAGGAAGCUGACGGCGGAUACGUUCCGCGGCCACGUCAUGGACGACACAUGGUGGAAGAACGCUACCUACCUGGUGGAGCUCUUGACGAUUUCAUUCAAGCUGACCGAGGACAUGAACGACAAGCUGGAAGCGGGGGAGAAGAUUUUGCCGCGGGCGAUUGCGGAUGACAUUGGGAAGAUUGUUAGGCGCCGUUGGGACGAGAGCCUUGCUUGCGCUCUUCACGUCGUGGGGCGGAUCCUGAACCCGGCAAAUCAGGAUGAGGGUAUUUUCCGCAACGACCUGGAAUGUACCUGCAUCUUCAAGGCGUUCAUCGCACGUCACUACGACGGCGAGACGUUCACCAACAAGGUUGGUGAGGAGAGGCGGGCCUCUCUUGUUUUGCAGGAGGGGCUCACGGCCUUCCUCACCCUCGAAGGAUCGUUCGGCCUCCCUGAGGCGAUUGCCGACAGGGAGGCCGUGAAGGCAGGCAAGCACUCGAUGGUGCAGUGGUGGGGAUGGCACGGGACUGACCACCCCCACCUGGCCAGCCUUGCGUGCCGUGCCCUGACACAGCCGGUGUCGGCCUUGCCGUGUGAGCGCGGGUGGGCAUCGUGGGAGUCGGUGCACACUGCCCGCCGCAACAAGCUAGGCUCGGAGAAGCUCCGAGACCUAGUUUAUGUGACCCACAACUGGCAUGUGGUCCACAAGUACCACAAGCGGGGUGAGUCAUCGGCGGUGCUUCCAGGCAACACCCCUGAACCCGCUCUGCCGGAGGGAUACAACAAGGAGGAGGACGGGGAGGAGGAGGAGGAGGGGGAGGAGGAUGAAGCCAUGCUGGCCGAUUAUGUGAAGGCGCAACACGCCCACGCAUCCCUGCUCCAUCACUGCCUCUGCUGCUCCAUCACUGCCUCUGCUGCUCCCCCCUCUCUUGCUGCUCUCCCCACUCAGGUGCGGGAGAUCAAGAACGGGCGGCUGGCAAUGAUGGCGUGGGUGGGCUUUGCCGCCCAGGCGGUGGUGACGGGGCAGGGUGUGUUGGACGACUGGGAGGCCUUCCUGGCUGACCCCCUGCGCAACAACGCCCUCACCUUCGCCCUGCACUAG